This is a messenger RNA of Debaryomyces hansenii CBS767, 1053 nucleotides long. RefSeq lists its product as uncharacterized. Gene Ontology annotation, cellular component: cytosol; Rpd3L complex. The coding region runs from base 1 to 1053 and encodes 350 amino acids. The record is from RefSeq and is a predicted model, not a curated record. Gene Ontology annotation, biological process: negative regulation of silent mating-type cassette heterochromatin formation; negative regulation of rDNA heterochromatin formation. The transcript has a single exon. Lineage: Eukaryota; Fungi; Ascomycota; Pichiomycetes; Serinales; Debaryomycetaceae.
AUGUUAGAUAGCCAUUCAUUGGACAUAAUAUCACGGUUUAAGCAGUCCGUGUUGUCGAAGUCUUUACCAGGACCAGGACCGGAAAUUGGAGCUACCAGUAGAGGAAAUAAAAUUACUCCAGCCAGGACAAGUGAUAAUUCAUUAAUACCCAAGAUUGUUGAUUAUGAAGGAUCCACGCAUUUGGUAUUGACAAAUGACGCUAUAAUGAAGAGUACGUACCGAAACAAGCGCAGGUGGCAUGAGAUGUACGGAGAAAGAGACGAAGAAAGUGAUAGUGACGAAUAUGAGGAUGAAGACGACGAAGACAGUGACGACGAACAUCCGUUUAAAAGGCUCAAGUUAGGUGAAAUUUUAUCGCCUUUAACGCAUCCAUCGGAGGUUAUAUCGCACCCUGCUAUCCUGAAGACAUACAAGCUGCCGAUUUUCAAUAAGAUGUCUUACGAAUUGAUUGAAACGAUCGAAUUGGAGCAAAACAACUUGAAUUGGUUGAAUAAGUUGCUUCAGGUCUUAAAUGGCGAGGAUUGGUUUUUCUUGCUUGAAGAAAACCUCGGAUUGCUAAAGUAUGAUCACGGACUAAAUGAUGAAUCUAAUAAUAAUACUACUGCGGAAAAUGAUGGUGCUACAGAUGCCAAAAAAGAAGAGCGCAAAUCUGGACAUAAGUCGCUGAAAUCUCUGGCUGAAACCAAUGGGCAUCGGGAUAAUAAGGAAGCCGAGGAGCAGCAAGGGGAAGUGGAAGAUCCGCCAAAACGAAUCACAAGAACCUCAACAUCACAAAAUGAAAAGGAAUCAACCGAAGUUAACGACCCAUUCUUUGCUCUUCCAAAGACUUUGGCCAGGUACGAAGCUCAUCAGAAUCAAGUUGUGGACGAAACAAGCGAUGAAUUGCUUGUCAUUCAAGAAGAUUUAAUCAACUAUUUACAAGUUAGCGUCCAAAGACAACAAGAAUAUAUCAAGAACUUAAUACAAAUAAGAAAUGGAUUGGUCAGAGCUGAGAGAUUAAAACAAGAUUUACAUAAAUGGGGUAAAGAGAUGUACGAUAAGAAAAGUAGCUAA